Messenger RNA from Aureobasidium uvarum, 1641 nucleotides. The record is from the annotation of a GenBank genome assembly. NCBI's taxonomy places the organism in Eukaryota, Fungi, Ascomycota, Dothideomycetes, Dothideales, Saccotheciaceae.
AUGGUUUCAGCGUACACUGCCUUUGGUAUUGUCCUGGUCUUUGCACUUGGAGCAUGCUAUCUGUUAGGUCUGGGCUCCAGACCAAAGGAUCUCCCACCAGGCCCUCCUACUCUGCCAAUUAUUGGCAACUUACAUCAGAUUCCUAGCAAGGACGAAUACCUCCUGUUCACCAGAUGGGCCAAAGAAUAUGGGCCUAUAUACAGCAUCAUGGUUGGCAGUCAACCCUUGAUUGUCCUAUCCAGUGUGGAAGUCGUUAAGGACUUGCUUGACAAGCGUAGUGCCAUCUACUCUGAUCGUCCCGAGGCAUAUGCAGCAAAACAUGCUCCCAUCAGCAAGCUCCGCCUGGUGUUCAUGGUGACCUNNUAUACCCCUCUGUGGCGUAAAUUGCGCAAGGUGACCCACAGUCUCUUGUCUAUCAAGGUCGUGAAGAAUUAUGAUCCCUACCAGGAGUUGGAACGCAAGCAGAUGCUGGAUGAGAUCCUUGAGCACCCUGACGAUAUUUUCUCUUCCCUGCAGAGAUACACAACUUCGCUCACUGCUACUCUUCUAUUCGGUUGGAGAGCUCCGUCGACCACCGAUUCCAGAAUCCACAAGCUUGAUCACGAGCUGACCGUUCUGCAGCACGCUCUUGGUACCGGAGCUGCUGCAUUGCUCAAUGCCUUCCCUGUUUUGAGAUUCCUGCCUGACGCUAUUCUUCCGGUCAAAGGGAGGGUUCAUCAUGCGCUGCAGGUAGGUCACGAAGUGCACAUGGAGAAUUGGUUUGCGGUCAAGCAAAGCAUGAAAAAUGGAACUUCUGGCCCCUGUAUGAGUGUUGGACUUGCCAGAGCACAAGAUAAAGAUGGUAUAUCGGACAUCGAAGCUGCGUACACAGUAGGCAACAUCUUCGAAGGUGGUAUGGAGACCACAUCAGCUACUUUGUAUGCCUUCAUCCAAGCCAUGGUACUCACCCCUGAGGUUCAAGCAAAAGCACAGGAAGAACUCGACAGGGUAGUUGGAAGUCACCGCUUACCAGUAAUGGCUGAUGCAGCUAACCUACCCUACAUCAGAAGAUGUGUCAAGGAGCUGGUACGCUGGUUCCCAGUCGGACCUCUUGGAGCUGUACCUCACGCCUGCACCCGCGACGAUGAGUACAUGGGUUAUAGGAUUCCCAAGGGAGCACCCAUCAUAUUGAAUGCAUGGGCAAUCAUGACCGAUCCAGACCGAUACACAGAGCCCCGCCGCUUCAAUCCGGAUCGCUUCACCGAGGACAGCGACAACAUGUCCAUGCCUGAGAUGGCCGCUCACUCUGAUCCAGACAAAAGAGAUACAGUCGGUUUCGGAGCCGGUCGGCGUAUCUGUCCUGGCAUGCAUGUCGCUGACCGAAGCUUAUUUCUCGGUAUUGCUGGGAUUCUGUGGUCGUUCGCAAUCACGCCGAAGAAGGACGUUCAAGGUCGAGACAUGCUGCCAGACCCAGACAACCUGAUUGUUGGUGGUAUUGCAGCUAGACCCGAGCCAUUUGAAGCAAACAUACUGCCUCGUGAUGAGAAGAGAGCACGUAUCAUUAGGGAAGAAUGGGAGGAUGCACAAAAGCUGCUUGACUCUGAUACUCAGCAGUGGAAGGAGGUGCCUAAAGGUGAUUGGGACGCUUCUCUCAAGUUGUAG